GAUGGAGUACUAUAUGUACCCUUUAACAGCACCUACUCUAUAGUAACAACCAAGUACAGUGAUGAUGAUGGAUUAGAAGGGUGAACUGAUGUUGUACUCAGCCGUAUGUACCCUAUAACAGCACCCACUAUAGUAACAACCAAGCACAGUGAUGAUGAUGGAUUAGRAGGGUGAACUGAUGGAGUACUAUAUGUACCCUUUAACAGCACCUACUCUAGUAACAACCAAGUACAGUGAUGAUGAUGGAUUAGAAGGGUGAACUGAUGUUGUACACUCAUUAUGUAACCCUUUAACAGCACCUACUCUAUAGGAGAAUUCUCGAAUAUUCUAGUACACCAACUGCAUGGUUUAACAUAUAUUUACUCCCCGACGCGAGAUAAAAGAAGAAAUCGCCGAUUAUCCUGGAUGAUAAUAAUAAUAGCCGACGACUCCUGUUUACACAGUGGAUGAAUGGAAGGGAAGCAUUUUGUUCAGUCAUGAAAGCUUCUCUCCUUUGGCUUUGCCUUUUUAUUGUGAGUCUUGCUUCUAUAGAAGGUCGGACUUCGAAGAAAGCUAACUCAAUCAAGUUCCACUUUAAAUUGGCGAAGAGAAUCGAUACUCGACAGAGAGACGAAAGAUGGAGAAAGGAAACAUCCAAAGAAAAGAAUAUUCGAUGUUUUGUCGUCAACAGCGGCUCUCCUACAGUUCGUUGCUCACUUGUUAAAAAAUGUCCCAAUCAAGAUCCAACUUGUAGCACUUUUCGACAAGUUCGCCGAACGUCAGAAACUCAUGAAAAAAGGAUCAAAAAAGUGAGUACCACGCAGAAAACCACCCGGGUUUCAAAGUGCUCUGACAAGAAGAACCCUUUUUGCAUUCAUGAUAUAUGGACAGGGAGGAAAAGAUCUUACGAAAAUCCAAUUUCAAAAACUGAAGAGAACAUCUUAUCUACACUCUGUGACCCUGAAGAUAAAACAUGCAUAGUCAAUAUCAAGAGAGCGAAAGGGAAUCCAAAACUGCCUUUUAAGAUGUACAGUGAUGAAGGAAAAUCAGAGCCAGAAGGAAAGAUGAUUAAGAAUGGUAGACAUUCAUCUGCCGGCUUUAGUUCUUGGUCAAAGACUGGCUGUGAUUUUAUACGUGAUCCAAACUGCAAGCUAGAAGGUUCCCUUGAAACACCUCAAAAGUUCAAAGAUGUACUUAAAAGGCUCCAAGACCAGUUGCCUACUACUAAACGUCAAAAGAAUUGCAAAGGGAAAACGAACAAGAUCUGUCGUUGGAGGCCACAACCAAACGACGUGAAGGAAAUCGAGGAUCAAAGGCCUUUGAACUAUUUUACGAUGUACUCUAAAUCCAACAAGAACAACAACCUUGAGUUGACGAACCAAAUAGCUGAUAACAGAACAUAAUUUGAUAACAUAAGUAGUCAAGCACCGGAAACCCCCUCACUUUCCGAUGACUGAUGAGACAUUAUAGCUAGGUCAUGCCCUUGAAACUGGGAGGUCAACAAGAUGUAUAUUGUAUUACAAUUUAGCAAAUUCUAUUAUAUAAAACAACUAAAAAAAAGCAAAAAACAAAGAAAAUCAAACAAAUAAAAAAAAGUAAAUUAGCCAAAU
Actinia tenebrosa (Australian red waratah sea anemone) is the source of this 1589-nucleotide messenger RNA. RefSeq lists its product as uncharacterized. Lineage: Eukaryota; Metazoa; Cnidaria; Anthozoa; Actiniaria; Actiniidae. The record is from RefSeq and is a predicted model, not a curated record.